UUUCUGUGCUGCGGCUUCAUUAGGCUACUCUUCUCUGACAGAUGUGUGGGCAGCCGACUCUCCCGCAGGAGCCGGAGUCAUCAUGACAUGGAAAGUCCCUCGAGAGUGUCUUUGUUUCUGUUGAACCUGCUGGUCUGGAGUUGGACCGAUAUUAGCCUACUCUCUGCAGUUCCGUUUUUAGGAGUAGGGUCGACACGCCAAGAUGUGGCAAACUUUUCUCUGCGUUAUUUGCAGUGCUAAGGGCUGCGUGUCCUGCCGUGUGUGUGUCCUAAACGUGUGGGUAGGAUGACUAGUAGGCUACUCUAGUCUAGCACACAUUGGCGCGUUACUGUUUGGACUCGAGAACAGGCUGGCACGCGCAGGACUGCUGUGGCGGUAAUCAGCGAGUGGAGGAGGAAGUCUCUCAGGGAUUUCAGAGCUGCAUGGGAUUUACUUACUGGCACUUCACUAGAAACAGGUCUUGCCAAUAGGCGGAUUUCCCUCUGAGAAGUGUGUGUGUGUGUGUGUGUACACAGUUCAAUUGUGUUUCGCUCACAGGAUAUUGCGUUCACCGUGUUGGGUAAAAACACAACAAAAACACUGACCGCUUCCAGUUGAAACAAUUCCACUUUCGCAUUGUCAAAGCUCCGUGUUACUGUGCAGGAAAGCCCGCUCGCACAUCUUAGUUCACACUAGUGAAGAUCAAUCAGGGCAACUCCUGACAUUUUCAUUCCUAGUGAAGAUCAGUCAGGGCAACUCCUGACAUUUCCAUCGCUGACUUCAACAUGGACCACAGCAGACUUCAGCACGCAUACUUGCCGUGACAUCACGUUGAGUAGGCGCGCGCGCUCACUCACCCAAAGUCUGUUGCGAGAUUACGGUGUUGUUCUUUAGUCUAAAUAACAAAACGGAACUCAUUUCUUACCCGCGGGUUUAUAUUGUAUGGUGUUGUUUACCUGACUCGUAGGCUGCUGCUAGUCACACCGGGAACUCAGAGACUACAGCAGCUGCGGGAGCACCCGGCACCAGAUGAGCUAACGACGAAAGGCGCAGAACUCCUCGAGCUGAUAGGACCAGCGGCUCAGACGCAGGAGGCUACCGGGCGCCCUUCCGUCCCGGAUCUCUGGUAGGAUAUCCAAGUAACGGUGUGUGUUAUGGCUUGCCGAUGGAUGAGUGUGUGUAUGGGACUGUUGCUGCUGCUGGUUGACCCCCCCAACACUAAAGGAGAAGCUGUUCCCACCUUCCAACCGGCCACCCUCAGUGGUAGCACACACACACCAGAGACCGAUGAUGACUACGUUACCUCUGUUGGUCAUGUGAUCGCUCUUACUUGUGAUGAUGCUGAUGAAAGUGAUCAUGUGACCUGGAGUCGAGAGGGGGCCCCACCCUUGGAUACGGCCGUUGCCGGGGCGGAGGUGAGGGGUGGAGCUUUGUGGUUCCUACCUGCUGACUCCUCCCACAGCGGCAUCUACGCGUGUAGUAGGAGUGAUGCUGAUCCGUGGCGUGUGAGCUUGCGUGUGGACAGCGGUGUGUGUCCUGGAAACACUCGGUUAAGAUUCCUGCAGCCGCACCAGUCUGAGAGGCUGCACUGCGGACAAGAGCACAUCUUCAGCUACGGCGCUAACACACACAUCUCCUGGCUAAAGGACUGUACGCCUUUGAACAGGUCUGAGGAUGUCCUGUCCGUUGGUGCCAGAGGGAGCUACACCUGCCUGCUGCACUUCAGCCUGGAUGGACACAACUACACCUCAGCCAGCACCACCCAGGUCCUCCUCGAGGGUGCUGACCAGCUCAGUAAGCCGCAGGUGAUCAGGCCUUUUAAUGAGACACGAGGGGUGGAGCUAGGGUCCCGUGUGGAGUUGACAUGUGAGGCGCUGACAGGAGGAGACGUUCUCUUGGUGUCCUGGAGGAGGAACGGCUCCCUCAUCACCAACAGCACACUCUUCACCGUCACUGAGCGAGUACCUGAAGAGUCCAGGGUUGAGAAGACUCUGGUCAUCUCUGAGGUGUGUGUGGAGCAUCUCAACAUUCCGUUCCAGUGUUGGGCAGAAAACAGCCUGGGCCAAGACCACACACACAUCACUCUCCACGCAGAUGGUAAGCUUUAUGAUGCGUAUGUUAGUUACCCAAGUGGGAACAGCGUUUCCAUGGCAAUGACCUUUGCUCUUCGGGUUCUCCCCGAGGUUCUGGAGAGUAACUAUGGUUACAAACUCUUCAUCAGAGGCAGAGAUGACCUCCCAGGUGAAGCUGUGUGUGAUGUCAUCGACAAGGCUCUAGCGAAGAGUCGCCGACUCCUCAUCGUGCUGGAUGGAACACCGAUGGACACACACACGGACACACACACGCAUACACACACGCAAACACACACGCAAACACACACGCAGACACACACACCUGUGCAUACAGAAACAAUCCCACUUACAGAUGCACACACACAGACAAAUAUACAAUGGGACACACACACACACCAGGAAAGAGCACCAUUUACAUUUCCACACACACACACAGACAUGCAGUCAAGCACACACACACAGUGGGCCCCUCACACAGACACAGACACACACACACACACACACACCCCGCCGCAGUGGGCCCCAGAGCAUGUGUGUUUGGCCCCUCACACAGACACACACACACACACACACACACACCCCCCGCCGCAGUGGGCCCCAGAGCAUGUGUGUCUGGCCCCUCACACAGACACACACACACACACACCCCCCCCGCCGCAGUGGGCCCCAGAGCAUGUGUGUGUGGAGCGGGCGCUCGGUCAGUAUGAGGCGCUGGUCAACUCUGGACUCAAGGUGCUCAUCGUCCAGACGGGGGAGGGGGGGGAAGGGGAGGGGGAGGGGGGGUCCAGCCUAGCCCCCCCACUGCAGCUCCUCACACGGUCCAGACGCCCGCUCCGCUGGCACACACACACACACACGCACACGCACACGCACACACACACACACUCGCCAGCUCAGCAACGCUUCUGGAAGGAACUGAGAUAUCGCAUGCCAGCACCACGAAGGGCAGUCUCUGAAAACUCACACGCACACUCCACUGCUGUCUGACACACAAUCACACACACACACACUCUCACACACACACACACACUUACAAUACCUCUUUGUCUGAAUCACUCACAGUAACACACACACAUAUUGGCCCUCAUUUAUCAACCAAGCGUAGAAACCAGCGUACAUCUGAGCGCAGAAAUCAUCUUACGACGGGGCUCACGUGUGAUUCAUCAAACUUUCGUAUCACUCCAAUUCCAGCGUAAGAAUAAACGUGUAUUGAAAAAUGUGGCAGCUGGAAACAAGCGUGAUUUAAAUAUCACGCCCCUAUAUAUGCUUGUUUAAAUGGCCUUAGAAUUUAGAAUUUAUGACAUGAAGGUGCAUUAUACGUCCAAAAAAGAUCAUUUGUGAUCUCAAGCCACAGUGAUGUCCAGCUGAACCUUGUUCAUUUUGACAGCUAGAAGUGUCAUCAAGGAAGGCGGGAAACUAGAGUGAUUUAAGCGCAACAGACUUUAUUUUCGCAGAGAGAACGCAUCAUACUAUAAAUACAUUCAUUACAAAACCAUACGACACUGAAAUUUGCCCUUUGAAAAUAAUUGAAAAUAUAUAAUUCAUGAAUGUUGCAUUUGCCAAAGAGAAAGUAAUCAUCUCAUAUGGCUAUGUUAUCAUAAGCCAUCAAAUGUGUCAAUAAUAGGCUAGGCUACAUUACAGCAAAUAGGCUGCACAUGUACAGGAAAGGUGUUAUGUCCGAGAUAGUCCAUGAAUUCAACUCUUCAACUUUCUAAUCCACCGCCGAUUUACUGCUGCACUGUGCUAUGCCGCCCGAAAAACUUCCAUACACGACUUGAGACUAGAUGUGAGAUUUGAGCGUAGCCACCGAUCACGUUCACAUUGAAGAAUGCCACGCUUUGCGUAGAAACAAGUGUACGCCUGUCGUACACCUGUUUUUGGUCGAACGCCCGUUUCAUAAAUGAGGGCCAGUGUGUGUAUUUCAGAUGUCUGUAAGGGUUUUUGAUCAGAUAUUCAGAUGUUUAAGUGUUUUUAUCAUGACGUUUGUAAGUGUUUUUAUCGUGGUGUUUAUAAGUGUUUUUAUCAUGGCGUUUUUGCGUGUUUUUAUUCAUCAUUGUAUUUGACGUGUGUUAGCACACAAUGAAAGAACAUCUCUAUUAAUGUUUAUGUUUGAAUGGUACUCUUAUGUUGUUUUUAUUUACUAUUAAUGUUUAUGUUUGAAUGGUACUCUUAUGUUGUUUUUAUUUACUAUUAAUGUUUAUGUUUGAAUGGUACUCUUAUGUUGUUUUUAUUUACCUCAUUCUAAACACUACCACCUCCUGGGGGUACAGAGGGGAGAACAUGUAUUUGUUACCAUGCUAAAGUUGCCUAAAAAGAGGAAUAUAAAAUCAUCAUUUGACAAUU
This is a messenger RNA of Sardina pilchardus (European sardine), 4394 nucleotides long. Its product is annotated as interleukin-1 receptor type 1-like. Gene Ontology annotation, biological process: signal transduction. The transcript has 11 exons. The coding region runs from base 1134 to 3038 and encodes 634 amino acids. NCBI's taxonomy places the organism in Eukaryota, Metazoa, Chordata, Actinopteri, Clupeiformes, Clupeidae. The record is from RefSeq and is a predicted model, not a curated record.